GAACAUCAAAUAUUCUUGAUUUUCAGGCAUUCAUUCCAACUCCUUUGUAUCAAUUCUCCUCCUAAAUUCUGAUGUUCUUCUCUCCGGAUUGCUCUUAUCAUCUUUUGGUUCGUCGAGGUGGUUUAAUCUUCGCAUGGGUUUGAUACCAUUCGGCUAGCUGAUCUUUCCUGAUUGUUUUUGUUUGGUGGCAAGCAAUUGGGAUCUUUGGCCCAACACCCGUUUGCAAUCGGGUGUUCUUUGAUCCGUUUUUGGUUUCAUUCGAUUCUGGGUUCUUGAGAUUCUGGCGAGGGAUUAGAAUUUCUCCAGUAGGCCAUGGUUGAUCCUGGUUUCUGCUGAUAUCUCAAGGAUUUUGUUGCCAUAUCAUCGAAUUUUCCAGAGGACCUAAAUUGCGAACUUAUAAUUUUCUUCCCUUACUAGCCCGGUUUGGUCUAGAUGGAGCAAUUCCGGCACAUCGGGGAGGUUUUGGGAAGCCUGAAGGCUCUUAUGGUGUUAAGAGAAGACAUUCAGAUAAACCAAAGGCAGUGCUGUUUGCUGUUUGACAUCUUCAGUUUGGCCUUCAAGACAAUUGCAGAGGAAAUAAGGCAGAACCUGAGAUUAGAAGAGAAGAACACGAAGUGGAAAGUUCUUGACCAGCCUCUGAAAGAGCUUCACAGAAUCUUCAAAGAGGGAGAAUUGUACAUUAGGAGUUGUUUGGAUUCCAAAGACUGGUGGGGGAAAGCCAUCAGCCUCCAUCAGAACAAGGACCCUGUGGAAUUUCACAUUCACAACUUGCUCUGCUGCUUUCCAGUGGUCAUCGAGGCAAUCGAGACUGCUGGGGAAAUCUCAGGAUUGGACCCAGAUGAGAUGCAGAAGAAGAGAGUCAUGCUAGACAGGAAGUAUGAGAGGGAGUGGAAUGACCCAAAACUUUUCCAGUGGAAAUUUGGGAAGCAGUAUUUGGUUCCCAGAGAACUCUGCAGCCGGUUCGACAGUGUUUGGAGAGAAGAUAGAUGGCUUCUUCUCGAAACAAUCAAGGAGAAGAUGAAAUCAGGAUCUGUUGGUAAGUAUGAACAGAAGCUUGGAGACUUGCUGUUGAAGAAAAUCAGCGGGACAGAGAAGUUUAAUGCUAAGCUCUUCCCAAGUUCAAUCUUGUUAGGAUCAAAGGAAUACCACGUAAGGCGGCGAUUAGGAGGAGGAAGCCAGUAUAAGGAAAUCCAGUGGUUGGGGGAAAGCUUUGCUUUGAGGCAUUUCUUUGGGGAGAUUGAAUCGUUAAAUACUGAGAUUUCUUCCCUCCUAGCACUUUCCCAUCCUAACUUGGUUCAGAAUCUCUGUGGGUUUUACGAUGAGGAAAAGAAAGAAUGUUCUCUUGUGAUGGAGCUUAUGAAUAAGGAUCUCUGCCAUUAUAUAAAAGAGAUGAGUGGCCCGAAGAGGCGAAUUCCAUUCUCUCUCCCAGUUGCAGUUGAUAUCAUGCUGCAGAUUGCGAGAGGAAUGGAAUAUCUCCACUCCCAAAAGAUGUACCAUGGAGAUUUAAACCCUUCUAAUGUCUUCCUCAAAGCAAGGAGUCCCUUCACAGAAGGUUAUUUUUAUGCAAAAGUCUCAGGUUUUGGCUUGUCAUCUGUUAACAGCCAUUUCUCUCGGAACUCCCCAAGCCAGAAUGGGACUGGUAAUGGGAAUGGGAACCAUCCUUUUAUCUGGUAUGCCCCAGAGGUUCUAGCAGAACAAGAAAAACCAGGAAACGCCUGCGGUUCCAAGUACACAGAAAAAGCCGAUGUCUAUAGCUUUGGGAUGCUUUGCUUCGAGAUUCUAACGGGUAAAGUUCCCUUUGAAGAUGGUCAUCUUCAGGGAGACAAGAUGAGCCGAAACAUAAGAGCAGGGGAGAGGCCUCUCUUUCCAUUCUGUUCGCCAAAAUACCUUGCAAACUUAACCAGGAGAUGCUGGCAAACAGACCCAAUUCAGCGCCCAAGUUUCUUCUCCAUCUGCAGGAUUCUACGCUACAUCAAAAGGUUCCUUGUGAUGAACCCAAAUCACAGCGAGCCUGAACUCCCACUGCCACUGGUCGAUUACUGCGACCUAGAGGCAGGGUUUCUGAAGACGGUCCCAAGGGAAGGGGGUUAUGAUCCAGCAUCAGUAUCACAAAUUCCAUUUCAGAUGUUUGCUUAUAGACUUGUAGAGAAAGAGAGGACCACUGUGAACCUCAAAAAUAAGAGUUGGGAUUCUGCAAGUGAAGCCGCAUGUCCAAUUUUUGAAGAGGAUAACCUGGGCACUGUGGAAGAUCCUGUCCUGCUUUCAAUUGAUGGAAGGUCUGUCUGUUCCGAAAUCACAGAGAAGAAAACCACUCUGUCCCUUAAGAAAUCUUCAGAAUUGAAAGCCAGCCGAGGUACAGUGAUGCCAAGAAGCCAAUUACCAAGACCAUCACCAUCAUCCUUGAGUCCGUGCGGUCGAAGUUUGAGGAUGAACCCAGGGAAGCAGCUACGUUUGGUUGUGACCCCAAACAGACGCAGUAGAAGAACCGAGCAUCAUAUUUCAGAUUCUGAGAUAGCAUAGUUGUAUACAGCUGCUGGUUUUAGCCUACCAUAGGAUUUUCAAGUUGACAAACUAGCAUUAUCCAUGUUAAACCCACUUGUGGUUUUACUUGAAGGUACCAGUUGUUUUCAUCUUGAAGGUAAGAAAAGAGGAACUUGUACUUCAGGCGCAUACUGCCUUUACUUGUCUUGAAGAUUUUGUGCUGUAGGAAUUCAGUUUUCUGUGAUGGAUACAGUUUUCCCAUUCUUCAUUCCUCAAAUUUCUCAUUUGGGCUGUAUUCUUUUCAAGAACAUGUUCCAAACAACAUCUAUCACACAGAUUUUUUUUGGAAGCCCCAAACGAUGUUCUCAUGUAUUAUAUUACUUGCUGCUAGAAGCAUAAAUUAAACCAAGGCAUGUCAAUGUAACCCAGUUACUGCAAAAACUUAAGUGUGUUUGAUUAAGGUUUCAGAUAUGGUAUCCAAAAACACAUGGACUACAGAAAAUCAGCAUUUGCUUUGGAUGUAUUCAAAAACCUGUUCUCAAUAUCAUAUCCAACCUCCUCUUAAAAUACAGGUUCUUAGAAAAUGUUUGGAGGUGCUUUCCACCAUUUUUAGCUUUUGAGAUCCAAUCGAAAACACAGAAUACUAGGUGUAAACCCCCCCGGGGGGUCCCCCCACAGAAACGGCAGACAACCCAACAGCCUCUCUUGCUCCCUGGCUCCCUCACCAUCCUUGCUGCCAUUUCAAAUGAAAAGUGCCUACGACACAAAUUCAAGGCCAGACGAGAAUUGGAGCCCAACUACCUUUUUCGUUUUUCAAAGAUUUAUAGAAUGAUGCUUUGAAGGGAGGUUUUAACAAAGAAUUGGAGCACUGGAUCUGCGUUCAUCAUGAAGGCUUGAUUGGAGCCCUAUCAGUUUUCCAUUUGACGCAAAUGUGGAUGUGUUAACUGAGUUGCCACAGAUAAUAAACUCUAGAUCUGUGUUCAACAUAAGGUCUACAACAUUUGUUUCCCAUGUUAAAACUCUCACAUGGUUUUGCUCCUUUUUCUGCACCAGAUUAUUUAUAGGCUUAUAGCAAGUUUCAACA
This is a messenger RNA of Malania oleifera, 3565 nucleotides long. RefSeq lists its product as uncharacterized. The record is from RefSeq and is a predicted model, not a curated record. NCBI's taxonomy places the organism in Eukaryota, Viridiplantae, Streptophyta, Magnoliopsida, Santalales, Ximeniaceae. Gene Ontology annotation, biological process: protein phosphorylation; signal transduction. The coding region runs from base 433 to 2520 and encodes 695 amino acids. Gene Ontology annotation, molecular function: protein kinase activity; ATP binding. The transcript is spliced from 3 exons. Gene Ontology annotation, cellular component: cytoplasm.